Messenger RNA from Symbiodinium sp. CCMP2592, 357 nucleotides. The record is from the annotation of a GenBank genome assembly. NCBI's taxonomy places the organism in Eukaryota, Dinophyceae, Suessiales, Symbiodiniaceae.
GUCUUUGGCACGAGCCAGGUCACGACAGGCGCUGGCGGCGAUCUCCAACAGGUGGAGCGCAUGGCUCGAGCCAUGGUCACACAGUUCGGCAUGUCGGAGGUGGGUUCUCUGGCCAUCGACGACGGCGGCUUUAUGGGCCCAGACUACUCAGAGGAGUUGAGCUCGAAGAUUGACAAUGCCAUCAAGGAAAUCUCGGAUGAUUGCUAUUUGAAUGCGCUGAACAUCCUGAUGACCAACCGGGCUUGCCUGGACCGGGUGGCCGAUGAGCUCACCGAGACGGAGACCAUGCCCGGCGACCGCCUCCGGGAGAUCAUUGCCGAGUACGUGGAGAUUCCCAGCAAGCUUGCCGCCGUGUGA